CCAUAAAACCUGCGGUUAGAUAGUACUGGUAUAAAUAAAAACCCGUUGAGCAAAAGAGCGAGAAAAUGGAGGUGGUGGAAGACAUGCUGUAUCUGCAAUUGCACAAGUUAUCAGCCAUUAAAUCAGAGGAAGCAGUCCAACAAUUGCUUUCCAUUCUGUGGAAAACAAGGAGAACUGGUCUCCGCGACAAGUCCCACUUGCAGUCUCUCCUGAAUCUUCAGUCACUCUCCGACCUCGACCCCGUUCUGGCAUGCCUUCGUUCGCUCAUCCGAAAAUGGGUACAUGAAAGCUUGACUGCCAACCACCUUUUGAAGCUCUUCCCACCCGAUUUGCCCCUCCAUUUGCAGACCCUUUUGGUCUUGUCCUUCCAGAAGUAUCAGUCUCAAUGGAAGGACGAGAUAGCCAGAGAACAGCCCAGAGGAACCGGUGUGUGUUCAACCCCUUUGGGUAUGUCAGGCUCAUUGCAUGAUGAUCAUGUUGCUCAAUUAACUCCACGACAUGAAUUCACUCCCAUGUCUCCUCGCAACUUGGGAAAUCUACCUCGUCUGAAGUCAAUGACUUGGACCAUGGAGAACUGUAACUCCGGAUCAGCUAACAAAGUGGCCGUCAUUAAUCUCAAGCUGCAAGACCAUACCAAAUCUAGUCUAGAUGAAAUCGAGGUGAAGUUCCAACUGACUAGGGACACUCUUGAAGCAAUGAUGAGGUCAUUGACCUACAUCAGAGAACAACUCUCAAGCAUGGUUGCUGCUUCUGGGCCGUCACCGAAGAAGCAAAAGCAGUCAGAUCAUGUGGUUUGAUACAAUUUAGUGCAGAUAAAGCUAACUUGUCUAACAAAUCCUAUGUCCUUCUUUCACUAAUACUUUUUGUUCUUUCUUUUUUCUAAUGUUAAAUUGAUGUUAACUCCUACUAUUUUUAGAUGUGAUAGUUGUUGCUUUUGUUACUGG
This is a messenger RNA of Fragaria vesca subsp. vesca, 944 nucleotides long. RefSeq lists its product as uncharacterized. NCBI's taxonomy places the organism in Eukaryota, Viridiplantae, Streptophyta, Magnoliopsida, Rosales, Rosaceae. Bases 66 to 797 code for a protein of 243 amino acids. The transcript is spliced from 6 exons. The record is from RefSeq and is a predicted model, not a curated record.